AUGUCUAGAAAUACCCGCCGACAUGAGGAGAUGAGUCAUUCAUUCGGAGUGGUGCGACGACGACGAGAAUCAGCAAUAGCCGCAGCCGCCACAGCAGCAGCAGCAGCAGCAGCAGCAGCAGCAGCAGCAGCAGCAGCAGCAGCGGCGGCGAGGAUUUCGAGACUUGUUCGAGGACGCUCUUCAAAACGUCCUCUAAUGGCGAAGCCUCUCCGCUCUCCCAUCCCCGGCCUGCCCCUCCUCCCCGCCUCCCUCCUCCUCGCGCUCUUCCUCCUCCUCUCUCCCUACUCCUCCCCCUUCCUCCCGCCCGCGCCGCUUCUGGCGGCUGCUCAGCCGACGGCGGCAGCAGCAGCGGCGACGGCGUCCGCGACGGGCAGGGAGGUGGGGCGCGCGCAGGAGUCGGGGUUCUGUGACCGCUUCGUGCGCCCCUAUGGGCUGCAGUGCCGCGAGUACCAGAUCACCACGAGUGACGGGUACAUUCUGAGCAUCCAGCGCAUCAGCAACACGUCUGUCACCGCGCCUCCCAUCACCAUGCCCGCUGCCUCCACCUCUGCUGUUUCUGCUGCCACAGCCCCACUCACCACCACCACACCCACGCCUGCUCCCACCAACGCGGUUUCCGCGGCCGGUGCAGCCGCUGUGGCAGCAGCAGAAGCAGCAGCGCGGACAGUGAGCGCAGCAACUGCAGGCUUAUUCGCCCCCUCUGCCACCACCGGCACAACCACCCGCACCACGACUCCUGCUGCUGCUGCUGCAACCACACGGCCAGCAGGACCCGCAACAGCAACAACAGCAGCAGCGGCAAGCACCGCCGUGCCUGAGCUUCCGUCCCUGCCAUCCCUCCCGUCCGGUCGCCCCAUGCUUCGCCCCCAGCAGCAGCAGCAGCAGCAGCAGCUCCAGCGCCAGGAGCUACCUACCACCACCACCACUCUCCCCUCCUCCCAACCUCUCUCCCAGCCUCUCUCCCAACCCGUCGCCCAACCCGUCGCGCAGCCGCUCGCGCAGCCUCGCUCCACCUCCCAGCCGCAGACCCUGGCACAGACACAAACCCAGGCGCGUGUGCUGCCGCGGUACCCGGUGCUGCUGUCCCACGCCAUGUUUAUGUCCAGCGACCUCUGGUUCGCCUUCUCCAACCAGAGCGCCUCCGACCCGCUCAUUCACAAGCGCGUGCCCGUGGGGCUGUGCAACCGCGGGUUUGACGUGUUCCUGCUCAACCACCGCUCCACUGAGUUCUCCCCGGGUCAUGUCGCCUACAACACCCGCCAGUGGCAAUACUGGGACUGGGACUUCGACCAGCUCGCCACAAUCGACAUUCCAUCAGCGAUCGAGCUCGUGCUGGGAGUGACAGGCGCGCCCAAGGUGCAUCUGCUGGGAUUCAACGAGGGGGGCAUGCUGCCCUUCGCCCUGGGCAGCACGUCCCCGCGCUACCUCGAGCGUGUCACUGCCUCCGUGGCGUCUGUCGCGCCAACGGUUUUCUUUCAGAAUGUCAAGUCACCUGUGCUUCGCCAGUGGGCACUCGGGCCCUCGCCUGACGCUGCCGUCUACCAAGCUCAUCUCCUGUACGGCGCCUACAAUGUCUCUGCCACGGAGAUCCUAUCGGGCAUACUGGAGGCGGUGGGGUACAACAUGCUCACCUACUUUGUCACCACGGGCGACCCCCAGGACCUGCUCACCAACAUCACAGGCAACCCAUGCUGCACGGAUCCUAUGGAGCCUCCUGCAGCCCCCACACCCGGGUGGAUUGCCACUUCGUAUCGCAACCUCAUUCACUACCAGCAGCUGAUCCGCAACGGUCUCUUCCAGCAGUGGGAUGCACUCAGUGCGCAAGCCAACAUGGACCGCUACGGCGCUGUCUCCCCUCCCAUGUACUACCUAUCUAACAUGCCUGCGGGGGUACCCAUUCUCAUUAUGAGUGGAGGUAACGACUGGUUUGCAGACCCACCCAACAUCCAGAAGCUACUAUCGCAGCUCACACCUGCAAGCACCACCAGCGCAAGUUCUACCGGUGCUGCUGGUCCUACCGUGACUCAUUUGGAGCUGCCUCGUUACUCUCACCUUGACUUGCUGCUGAGCGACACUGCAGUGCAGGAUGUCCAUGUUCCGCUAAUUGAGUACCUCGAGACAGGCUACUUGGGCGGAUAA
This is a messenger RNA of Closterium sp. Naga37s-1, 2139 nucleotides long. Lineage: Eukaryota; Viridiplantae; Streptophyta; Zygnematophyceae; Desmidiales; Closteriaceae. The record is from the annotation of a GenBank genome assembly.